AUGCAACAUCAAUCUUCCAGUCAAUUCUGGGAUUGUGGACAGACAGAAUUGGCAGACUAUUUUGGCCCAUUUGCUGGGAGAGCAUUCAUUUAUGUUGUUGAAGGUGCUCUAAAUAUCAAUAAGGCCAGCUUUGCAACCCUCCAGUUAGUGAAUGGAGUUGGACCAAGUGAUGAAUCACAGUUUGAAGUAUUUGGGGGAGUAGGAGAUGGUCAUGAUUAUGUUUGGAGAAACCCUGAAGAGAAAUACAAUGUUAACUGUUUAGUUCCAACCUUUAAAUCAGGUUGCAAGGGGGUCAUGGUCUGGGGAUGUUUUAGUUCAUUUGGAUUGGGUCCUCUAGUUCAA
This is a messenger RNA of Paraglomus brasilianum, 342 nucleotides long. NCBI's taxonomy places the organism in Eukaryota, Fungi, Glomeromycota, Glomeromycetes, Paraglomerales, Paraglomeraceae. The record is from the annotation of a GenBank genome assembly.